AAUGCAUAAGCGCGUUGACGUUUAGAGUAAUCAAAUUUCGGAACUCAGUUGAAAACAGCAAUUCACAUUUGCAACCAAUCAGAAGUUGCACUCUCAAAUAUCAAAGAUCAAACGCGUUCAAACAAAAAUCUAACCAGAUUCAAAACUAUCAACAGAAAUUCGGAUCAAAUCGAAUUGCCGAUUGAAAUAUGGAAGCGAAUUCAAAUAGAUCAACAAUGACCAAAAUUGAAUUGCAAAAUGCGAUUUUCAGAAUUUUGAGUGAUUUGAAGAUCCCAAAAAAAGUUGACGUCACCAAAACUACAACAGACAUCAUGAAAGAGGUCGAUAAAUAUUGCCGUGAUAAUUACGCAACAGAAGUCGCAUCACCAGAAGCAGGUGAAUCCGGAAACAUUACACCAAAAUCACAGAAAUCUGCGCAACCAAGAAAACUCACCAAUCGUUUGGAUGAAAAUGACCCGAAUCGCGAAAAUGAACCGAAACGCAAAAAUCAACCGUCAAAAAGGGUAUCACGACAGCUAUCAUGUUUGUCCAGUUAUGGCUUUAUUGAACGUCCACCGGUUGCUGGCAAACGUACAUCUAGAGCGGUAUCACGUUUUGGUGAUGUGAAUGAUGAACCAAAAACACGGCGAUCAUCAUCAACAUCAAAUCGACAAGGCAAGAAAAAAGACGUUCCUCCAAAAGAGAAGGCGAAAAGUGCCCAGCACAAAGCUACUGCAAUUGUUGCACAGCAAAAUGAAACAUCAAUGCCGAAACCAAAUUUCGUAUACAAAAGAUUCCAAAUGGUUCACUACCCAAUGGUUGACGUCAAAGCCGAACCAAGUGCAUGAAGACAUUCGAUGUUUGUAACAUCGACAACUCUAUUGAUCCAUUCGGCAAUCAACGAAGCAAGAAAAUAAUAAUACAUCACGUACACGAGAAAUGUGUAUCAAGCAAUGACAAGUCUUUCAUCAUUUUUGCAAAAAGAAACAUAUAUAAAUAUAAGAAUACCAAUAAUGUGACUAUUGAAAAAACUGGAAAAAUUAAGAAUGGAAAAUAUGUAAAACAUCGAAUUUCUAAAAAAAUAUCAAAGAUAUUUCUAUAUAUAAUAUUACUCAGUAUUACACAACCGAUGAGAUUAAACACAUUUAAAUAUUCUGAACGACAGCAAGCAAUUGUUGAUUUUUUCAAGUAAAAAAGAAACAGAAUCUCUAAAAUAACUUGAUCCAAUGAUUUAGGUUAACAUUGAAUCAAACAAGUGAUAAACAAAUGUAUUCCAAUUUUUAACCAACGGAACGUAAUUUUUCUAACUCGUGUUCAUUUUUCGUAAAAACAUCUGUUAAUGCAUAUUUAUUGAAUAAAUAAAAAAUGUCUUCGUUAUAUGAUA
Messenger RNA from Contarinia nasturtii (swede midge), 1363 nucleotides. RefSeq lists its product as uncharacterized. The transcript is spliced from 3 exons. The coding region runs from base 189 to 827 and encodes 212 amino acids. The record is from RefSeq and is a predicted model, not a curated record. NCBI's taxonomy places the organism in Eukaryota, Metazoa, Arthropoda, Insecta, Diptera, Cecidomyiidae.